GAAAAUUACGGAGCAAAUUUCUGCCUUCCAUACUCUGCUCCCUCAUGCCUUAAAUUUUGAAAGCAAGCCUCUGUCUUUUCCCAUUCUCGCUUUCGAUUGUUACGAUCGGAGAGGGGAAGACUAGACAACAAUGUCGACCCUUGUAGUUCCUGAAUCGAUUCCGUCUGCGAUCGAAGACUGCGAGCAACUCAGAAAAGCUUUUCAAGGAUGGGGAACAAACGAGAAGUUGAUCAUAUCCAUAUUGGCUCACAGGAAUGCGGCACAACGCAAGAUAAUCCGACAAACUUAUGCUGAAAAAUACGGAGAGGACCUUCUCAAAUCUCUAGAAAGAGAGCUUACAAGUGAUUUUGAAAUAGUAGUGCUGCUGUGGACACUUGAUCCUACUGAUCGGGACGCUUUCUUAGCUAAUGAAGCUACAAGGAAGUGGAAAGCAACCAAUCAGGUUCUUCUGGAAAUAGCUUGUACCAGGACUUCAAAUGAACUACUUUCGGCUAGGCAAGCCUAUCAUGCUCGUUUUAAGAGAUCCCUUGAGGAAGAUGUUGCAUAUCAUACAACUGGGGACUUCCGAAAGCUUUUGGUACCUCUUGUGAGCUCAUACCGGUAUGAGGGACCAGAGGUCAACACGACGCUGGCAAAAUCAGAGGCUAAGAUACUCCAUGAAAAGAUUAAGGAGAAGGCUUACAACCACGAGGACGUCAUCAGGAUUCUGACUACAAGAAGCAAAGAACAGCUUAUUGCAACAUUCAACAACUACAACAAUGAUUUUGGGAAUGCCAUUAACAAGGAUUUGAAAGCUGAUCCCAAAGAUGAAUUCCAGGCAGCACUGAGGGCCUUAGUGAAGUGCUUGACCCGUCCUGAGAAGUACUUUGAGAAGGCUCUUCGCCUGGCAAUCAACAAGAACGGAACAGAUGAAUUUGCUCUCACUAGAAUUGUUACUACUCGGGCAGGGGUGGACAUGAAGAAAAUAAAGGAAGAAUACCAACGAAGGAACAGCGUCCCUCUGGAGCGUGCCAUAGGCAGCGACACCUCUGGGCAUUACGAAGAAAUGCUUCUAGCUUUGAUAGGUCAUGGAGAAUCUUGAGCAGAGUUGCUCUGAGUGAGAAUUAUCCACGUGGGUGUCCGCUAUUAUCAUAACGCAAGUCGAGAGUAUUUACUGGUAUUUGUGCUUAUCUGGUGUUCUCAUGUCGAUGCUACCUUUUCAUAGUGUUGCUGGUUUUUGUGGCUUUUGGCAUGUUAUACUUAUUAGUCCUAAUAGUUGUAUGGGACAAAACAUCCAAGGAUCUUUUCACUUUCUUACUCGUUUUCUUUUCCUGUUCA
Messenger RNA from Nelumbo nucifera (sacred lotus), 1317 nucleotides. RefSeq names its product annexin Gh1. Gene Ontology annotation, cellular component: cytoplasm; plasma membrane. Lineage: Eukaryota; Viridiplantae; Streptophyta; Magnoliopsida; Proteales; Nelumbonaceae. The record is from RefSeq and is a predicted model, not a curated record. Gene Ontology annotation, molecular function: phosphatidylserine binding; calcium-dependent phospholipid binding; calcium ion binding. Gene Ontology annotation, biological process: response to water deprivation; response to salt stress; response to cold.